AGAGGCGGGGUCGAGUUGUUCAAUUCCUCCAUCAUUUUAUUUCCUGCAACAAAGUGACCUUCUUAACGUUAUUUUAACCUUUAAAUCACAUAGACGCGCAUAAUUUAUAGACAUAAUAAUAUUGAGCUUAACAAGUCGACACAUUUAUUUUAAGAAAUGGUUCACAGUUAACAGUAUCGCGUUACCGGGCUUGCAGAGAUCCCCUGCAUGUAAACAUGGGCACGUCAGCGCGCGAUUAACGUUUCCCGGUACUACCGUACUAAAGGAUGGGUCUUUAAACUCAGGUCUCUUCUCCAUCUGCCUGAGUGUCAGUCAUGGACAGCACUAAAGUCACUCUGACAGUCAGAGGGACCACAGCACUGGGCGAGGUGAUUGCAGUAGUCGGCAGUUGUGAAACCCUGGGCACCUGGUGUCAUCAAAAGGCCGCGACCCUGCAUCCAGCAGAGGAGGAUGGCACCUUGUGGAGAACAACUGUUGAGGUUCCUAGAGGGAGUGAAACCAAGUAUCGCUAUUUCAAGGGAUUCGUUUUGGAAUCCAAGAAUGCAGGUGGGCCAUGUCAAGUCAUAGUCAAUAGAUGGGAGACCCUUCAACUGCCACGCUCAUUGAGUCCCUCAGAACCUGAGCUUGUGAUUGACGAUGGUCAUUUUGGAGUCCAUAAUGGUGUUGAGUGUGUGGACUCUGGCUGGUUGACGUGCCAGACAGAAAUUCGUCUCAGGCUUCAUUACUCUGUGAAACCUCCAGUAUCUAUUACUAAGAAAAAGUUUAAGAAAUCACGCUUCAGAUUGAAGCUGAUGCUGGAAGGUGUCGAGGAGGAAGAAGAGGAAGAAGAGGAAAGCCCUUCAUCGUGGCAUAAGAUGACUACUACGCUGGAGAUCAGUAUGAUCAGUGACAGUGGAUAUAAGUCUCGUCAUUCCCAGCCAGAAUGUGGAUACGCCCUUGAACCCUGCCGGUGGACUGAAUACAGUAUUCACACCAUGGACCCCGACAACCUAGAGCUCACCUUUGAGUUCUUUGAGGAGGACCUGAGUGAGACCGUGGUUCAGGGUGAUGUCCAUCCAGGUCACGUGGGCACCGCAUGCCUCUUAUCGUCCUCUUUUGUGGAGAGUGGCAAAGAUCAGGGUGUGGUCACCCUACCCAUAAUGAGCCGGAAUGCCAGACAGACUAUUGGAAAAGUUAGAGUGGACUACUUGGUGACGCGUCCUAUCCAAGGCUUUCAGUGUGACAUGAGUCAGUCUUUCACCAAAUACUGGAAGAAAAGGAGCGCUCUGGAUGUUGGACACAGAGGAGCAGGAAGCACACAUGCUCCCAAGCAUCACAAGAUCAGGGAAAACACAAUUGCCUCAUUUCUAAGUGCAGCCAACCACGGAGCUGCUUAUGUAGAGUUUGAUGUACAUCUCUCUAAAGACUUAGUUCCAAUUGUAUACCAUGAUCUCACCUGCUGUAUUUCUAGUAAAAAGAAAAACGACAAGAACUCAAUGGUAUUGUUCGAAGUUCCUGUCAAAGAUCUUACGUUUGAUCAACUUCAGCUUUUAAAACUUUCCCACACAACCGCCAUGGAUGUGCACGACCACAAAGACUUGCAGGAUGAAGAGGAGUAUAUAGAUGAACACCAACCUUUCCCUUCCCUUUCACAGAUAUUCCAGGCUGUUCCAGAUCAUGUGGGAUUCAACAUCGAACUAAAGUGGAUUUGUCAGUUCAAGGAUGGCUCCUGGGAUGCUAAACUCUCCACCUACUUCAACAUGAAUCAGUUCCUGGACAUCAUCCUCACCUGCGUGCUGCAGAACGCCGGCAAGAGGAGAAUAGUCUUCUCAUGUUUUGAUCCUGAUGUCUGCACAAUGGUGAGGCAAAAACAGAACAAAUACCCCAUCCUGUUUCUGACCCAAGGAGUGACAGACCUCUACCCUGAACUCAUGGACAUCCGCUGUCAGAGCACUAAGAUCGCCAUGAGCUUUGCUCAGAGUGAGAACAUACUGGGAAUCAGCGCUCACACUGAUGAGCUCUUGCGAAAUAUGGAGUUCAUCAGAGAGGCUCAGUCUAAAGGACUGGUGGUCUUCUGCUGGGGCGACUACAACAACGACCAUGACAACAGGAUGAAGUUGAGGGAACACGGCAUUGAUGGCCUCAUAUAUGACAGAAUCUGCGACGACAAGCUGGAGCAGCCAAACAUCUUCAAUGUAGAAGAACAGGGAGGAACUCUAAAGGAGGUCAUUCAGACGUGCGCCUGCUCCACCUACAGCAUUCCCUGCUCCUCCUUUCCCUGCACAGGAAAAGCCCAGGAGGCCAACGGAGAGUCCGAUUCCGGCCUGAGUUCCUCCUGAGGCCCACACAGCCGGCCCACGUUCACUCUGUGUCUGUAAUCUCCGCUCAAUGCACCAGAACUAACGCACAAACACACUCCGUCAUUAAGCCAAACUUCAGCCUGAGAUGUUUUAGAGCGCAGUCAAGUGUAAAGAUUGAUAUCAGGGACAAUUACACAACGCUAGCUUCCACAAAGAAAUUAUAUUUGCUUCGUUUAGGCGAUUCGCUGUAUUUUUGGAUGCGCAAAAAUAUGUAUAUAAUGUGUAAUAUUUGUUUUACGAUUCUUAAUGUUCUUGGAAACGCCUUUUGAUUUUAUUUUUUUUUCCUUUUCUGAGUAUUUGCCAGCUUCUUUAUCUGCAGAAUGAGUACUGAACAUUAACACAGUGUAGUAUUUUAAUUUCAUGAACAAAAAAGAACAAGCUUAUACCGUACAAAUAUGACUGAAAAAUUCAAAUGAUUUAAAAUAGCUAUUGCAUUUCAGCAGCUAAAACUGAGGUCUGAAAAAUCUUAAAAUUAAGACUUUGUUGGGUUUUGUCUUGUAACCGACAUUCACGAACAUGUUAUUUCCCUGUGUAUUAAUAUCUUUUCACUAAUUUAUCCAGACGCAGAUGCUUUCUUAAAUGAAACACUGAUGGUUUAAGCAGAACAAAAUUUCAUGACAUGAGCUCUUUACUGUAAAUGGGUGUAUAUUUGAAUGAAUAUGCCUCUGUAAACCUGUGUAUGCUGCUGAGCGUCAGUGUGGUCUUGUCUAUAUUAGCAUGCAUUCUACUGCUUGCUUACUGCAGGGCAGUCAAAUCAUGCACAUGUGCUGUUCAAUGCCACACUGGACUCCAGGAGCUCGCUGUAUGAAUCCACACUCAUGUUGUGGAUGUCACCAUGCCAACAUGAACUAGAACAACGCUCUGAGAGCCAGAAUAAACAUUUUAAAUCAA
This is a messenger RNA of Puntigrus tetrazona (Sumatra barb), 3230 nucleotides long. It is a transcript of the gene gpcpd1, whose product is annotated as glycerophosphocholine phosphodiesterase 1. The transcript has 20 exons. The coding region runs from base 315 to 2318 and encodes 667 amino acids. Lineage: Eukaryota; Metazoa; Chordata; Actinopteri; Cypriniformes; Cyprinidae. The record is from RefSeq and is a predicted model, not a curated record. Gene Ontology annotation, biological process: glycerophospholipid catabolic process. Gene Ontology annotation, molecular function: glycerophosphocholine phosphodiesterase activity; starch binding.